AUGGCCAAGAAUCGUGACCCCUCGCAGACAAAAUGGCCUGUGACGCUAGACCACUGCUUUGCGCGGAUCAUUCUUGACAAUACAGUAGGUGGUGGACAGUCACAGUGGGACAAGGUAAUAAAAAAGCCGGCCGUCCGGCAUAUGAGUGGGGAACAGCUUCAACAAGCGAUAUCCUUGGGCGAAGAGAUCAAAGCUGGUGAAGUCGAUCUCUGCCGCCUUGAUGAAAUCAGUCUGCAAUGCAGAGGCAAGAACGUGUCAAAGUACUGGAAGAGCUCGACGACUUCUGUCCAUACAACGCGAGAGGUUGCAGGACUUCCGAAGGGUUCGACGAAGGGACCAAGACCCGACGUAAAUCAUUCUGAAGGGCAAGAAACCGUAAAGAAACCAGCGGCGAAACGACAGUCCACGCUAGAUUUUGGAUUGAAGCCAGACAGAUCACCACCAACGUUGCGCUCUGGGCUUGGCUCCACCAAUAAUGAGAAGCCACAAACCCAAGAUAAGGACGAUAUUGAGUUCCUGAAAAAGACAUUGGAACGCAUUCAGGCCCACCCAAUGCUGACUCCGUAUCGGAAACGACUGUACACCGCUCUCAUGUCGGUCCCCAAGGGAAGUUAUACGACCUAUGCUGCCAUGUCCGACUAUCUCAACUCAUCUGCGCGAGCCGUGGGGAGCGGUAUGCGGAACAACCCAUUCGCGCCAGAUGUUCCAUGUCAUCGGGUCCUGGCCGCAAACGGAAGCAUCGGCGGCUUCAAUGGAGAAUGGGGCAAGGAUGGGAAAUAUGCGAGUAAGAAGAUCGAGCUGUUGAGAAGUGAAGGUGUGAGAUUUGAUGGGAGUGGGAAGGUUGUCGGCGAGCCGUUCCGGAAGCUACACAGUUUUGAGGAUGUAGAUCGUUGA
Messenger RNA from Exophiala bonariae, 894 nucleotides. RefSeq lists its product as uncharacterized. Gene Ontology annotation, biological process: DNA repair. The record is from RefSeq and is a predicted model, not a curated record. The transcript has a single exon. Gene Ontology annotation, molecular function: methylated-DNA-[protein]-cysteine S-methyltransferase activity. Bases 1 to 894 code for a protein of 297 amino acids. Lineage: Eukaryota; Fungi; Ascomycota; Eurotiomycetes; Chaetothyriales; Herpotrichiellaceae.